This is a messenger RNA of Saccostrea echinata, 999 nucleotides long. RefSeq names its product multiple epidermal growth factor-like domains protein 10. The record is from RefSeq and is a predicted model, not a curated record. Lineage: Eukaryota; Metazoa; Mollusca; Bivalvia; Ostreida; Ostreidae. The coding region runs from base 1 to 999 and encodes 332 amino acids. The transcript has 8 exons. Gene Ontology annotation, molecular function: scavenger receptor activity.
AUGGUUCAGCUAUGGUGUUUUCUGAUGGAAAUAGCUCUCCAGGAGGUCUUCUACAAAGGAAAAGAUAAUCUUAGCUCGUUACCACCGUAUAAAGGACAUGCAUCCCAGAGUAGAACAUACAGCGGUUAUAACGCACCUGCAGACAGAGCAGUAGAUGGCUACCUCCAGGAGGAACGUGAAAACACCUGCAGUAUUACAUUGGCUAAACCUGAGUUUAAAGUUGCUUGGUGGAAAUUUUCACUAAAACGCAUGUCUAAUAUAGCGUAUUUAGAAAUUUAUUUUCGAAGUUCAAUUUGCAAAAAAGGAUAUUAUGGACAACGCUGUGAAUUAAACUGCGGCAAAUGUAGCAACGGAACCUUCUGUGAUAAUAUAACGGGGAUAUGUCCAGAUGGAUGUCAAGGUCGUUGGAAUGGUUCUCUCUGUGACGCACGUGAAGAAGGGUUUUAUGGACAAACCUGUGAAAAAACAUGUGGAAACUGUAAAUCGGGAACAUACUGUAAUACAUCCACCGGAGUAUGUCCAAAUGGUUGUGAGAAUAAUUGGGAUGGACUGAUGUGCAAAGUUUGCAAAAAAGGAUAUUAUGGACAAAGCUGUGAAUUAAAUUGCGGCAAAUGUAGCAAUGGAAAAUACUGUGAUAAUAUAACGGGAGUAUGUCCAGAAGGAUGCCAAGAACAUUGGACUGGACUUCUGUGUGACGCGUGCCCUGAUGGAUUUUAUGGAGCAACCUGUGAAUUAAACUGUGGCAAAUGUAGUACCGGAACCUUUUGUUAUAACGUAACAGGAAUAUGUCCAGAAGGAUGUCAGAACCGCUGGACUGGUUCUUUGUGUGACGAUUGUGAAGCAGGACUUUAUGGGCAGACAUGUGAAAACUUCUGUGGAAACUGUAGAAAUGGGACAAACUGUAAUACUUCCUUCGGAAUAUGUCCAGAUGGUUGUGAGGAUCAUUGGGAUGGACAAAUGUGUAAUGAAUACGAUUACAAAGAAACUCUGGUGAAUUAG